AUGGGGUGGGGUGAGCCGAUGGAAGCAGAGAGUAUAGUGACAAAAUCUUCUAGCAGAGAUGAUUUCUCCCUUGUGUUGACAUUGGACAGCAUUGCUGUCUUUCACAGUCCUUCAGCAAUAAAUCCAACCUCUUUUAGACGUCUCUGCCACCAGGACAACCAUUCUUUCAUUACAGAACAAAACAUUAGGUCCUACCUAAAGUACCGACAUUUCCCUCUUCCAGCAUAUGAUGGCUGGAAAACUCCAAUGCAUACAAUCAUAGAAUCAAGCCACCAAGGUCAAAGGCAACCAUUGGCUUUAAGUGAUCGGUCCCUACUAUCUUUGGAAGCUGGUGGCUCGGUACAUGGGUUUCUGGUGUCUCAACUUUAUGUGGGCGUGAGGCCAACACAGAACAUACUUAGUUUUACACUCGGGUUAUCAAGAUUUAUGCUCAUGUUUUACGAGCUUGGGUCGUCCUGUCUUGUCCCUAAUCCAUUUUGCACUCGACCUUUAAAUGACCCAGCUCUGGCCAAAGUCAAACCCUAA
Molecule: messenger RNA, 525 nt
Organism: Dovyalis caffra
Lineage: Eukaryota; Viridiplantae; Streptophyta; Magnoliopsida; Malpighiales; Salicaceae
Source: the annotation of a GenBank genome assembly